Laccaria bicolor S238N-H82 is the source of this 654-nucleotide messenger RNA. RefSeq lists its product as uncharacterized. Gene Ontology annotation, cellular component: membrane. The transcript has 5 exons. Lineage: Eukaryota; Fungi; Basidiomycota; Agaricomycetes; Agaricales; Hydnangiaceae. The annotation marks the transcript as partial. The record is from RefSeq and is a predicted model, not a curated record.
AUGGAAGCAGACCCCUUGCUGGAUGGUUAUCCAGAGAUCGACAAACCCUCUUGCCAGCUUCUAGGGCCAACCGCGCUCGUCGUGCAAGCUCUUAUGGGGAUUCUCGUUGUUCUUUCUCUGGUAUAUAAAAGGCAUAGAGAGGCUCAUAAACGACCAUGGCGAAUAUGGCUUUUCGACGUUUCGAAACAAAUCGUUGGCCAAAUGUUCGUUCAUGGGGUGAACGUCUUUAUAUCAGACUUUGUCUCGCAAGCAACAGAAGGCAACGCUUGUGUCUUCUACUUUCUCAACAUCUUAAUUGAUACCACGAUCGGCGUCGGCAUGAUUUAUAUAAUUCUACAUCUUCUCACAUAUCUAUUCUCCGAAAAGUUUAACUUGAAGGGCUUUGAAUCUGGGGUUUAUGGUAACCCACCUUCCCUCACCUAUUGGUAUCGACAAGCCGCAAUCUAUGUUCUCGCUUUGACAUCGAUGAAAUUCAUUGUAAUUCUGCUCUUGAUUUUGUUCCCUGGUAUCUUUAGGAUAGGCGAAUGGCUGCUCAGUUGGACGUGGACUGGGGAUGGAGAUGCACUACAAGUCAUAUUCACUAUGGGACUAUUCCCUAUCAUGAUGAACAUUCUACAAUUCUGGCUCAUUGAUUCUAUCGUUAAAGCUAGCACC